Dunckerocampus dactyliophorus (ringed pipefish) is the source of this 5453-nucleotide messenger RNA. It is a transcript of the gene topaz1, whose product is annotated as testis and ovary specific TOPAZ 1. The transcript has 20 exons. Bases 119 to 4366 code for a protein of 1415 amino acids. The record is from RefSeq and is a predicted model, not a curated record. Lineage: Eukaryota; Metazoa; Chordata; Actinopteri; Syngnathiformes; Syngnathidae. Gene Ontology annotation, biological process: spermatocyte division; spermatid development.
CCAGGCCAAAAAAUGGCUGCCUGCUAUAACUCAUGAACAUUUAACGCCUGUUAACCUCUUCCUGGGUUACUCUUGCCACAAGUGCUAACUAUCAACGAGAGACUUAGCUCCGACUUCAAUGAUGUUUACGCCCUCGAAUAGGGUCAAACUCAACCGAACCAGGUUGAAAGACGUCGCAUGUCUGAAGUCGGUGCCACGACGAAGAGCAUCUCAAUUGCCGGCUGACGUUAACCAACAAAACGUAGCACAGACACCUUUUUUAGGAGAAAAAGUGGACGCCAUCGUUAACAGCAAUGGUGACUUUUGCCAAGGAACCUCUGGGGGCUCCCAACCGGGGAGGCGCCGUGUGAGAGAUGUUGAUAGAACUGUGAAUCCCAUCUCUACUUCCCUCGCUGGUUCGGAAAUCUCUUUAAAAAGACAUUCACAAGCAUCCAGCUGCAGCAUCUGUGGUGACUGUAAAUACAUUUCCCCUCAGAGGAGAACCACGGUCAAGCAAGUGGCAAAAAGCUUUGACCCCCGUCCAGAAGAGACAUCCAAGGAAAUCGUUAGGCUAGACCGCUACCCGAAAGUAACCCUUUGUGAUGUACUCCUAAACUCUAAUGCAAGGGGGCACUGUUGUGGAUUUUUGCUACGGGAUCUUCUGAAAACCGAGACUGUGCGUUGCUUCAAACAGGGCACGACAACUGACGGAUUUCAGUUGGAGCCCUGUUGCGACGAGUGGCGAAAUAACAGUGUGCCCUGUCCUGGUUGGCAGUCGGCUGCAAACCGGAGGCAACCGAGAGAAUACACGAAGAAAGCGGCUUUCAUUAAUCAUGCUGCUUGUCGUUCCUUGAAGGGUAGGGAGAGUGAUGUCUCUCCAACAACCUUCUUGACUGAAAACGCAACAGUGGCUCACAGCAAAGGUGGGACUUUUGCAACAGAGCGACACCAGGGUAAAAUAAACUUGGACAGCCUUAUAAAAGAGGCACACACAUGCAGUCAGUCAUGUCCCGAACCUACUGUUGGGACAUGCAACCCUGAGGAACCUUGCCAAAAAAAGACUGCACGAGAGGGACCAGGAUUGUUGAGUGAUAACCCGGCUUCAUUCACCUGUCAGAGGGUGAGGGUCCAUAUUGGAAAAACACACUAUUCAUGUGCACGCACAGACAUGCCGUGGCCCUUAUCUGACAUUGGACCCACCCUUUCAACACAUGAACCAGCUAACAAGCGCUGGUUAUCUACAAUGCAACAUGAAUCUCUUGGAUCCUUAAGAUGCCAAAGCAGUGACAUCCACCAAGAAGCCCAUCUUGCAGAGGGUGUAGGACACAAGUCUUCAUAUGAAAUCGAAACCGUAUUAUCUGAUGUUAAGGACUCAACUGUAGGUCUUCCUUCAGUUUUUACUACCUUCUCCACCACGAGUCAGCUAUUGGAUUCUGGUACUGACAUACUGUCCGUGCCUCCGCCCUCAUCCAGCAAUUCGCUAACGCCUUCCCCUGCAGAACUCUGCUUGAGUGACUGGCAAACGUCCCCGCCCAUGUUUGCCUCAUCUCCCAUCCCCAGCGGUGUUUGGAGUUGGGGUUCUUCACCGAGCGUCCUUGCAUGCACCCCCGAUACCCAGAGUUCACACCAGUCCUCCCUCCUCUUGUGUCAAGAGAUGGGAAACAAUGGCAGGAGCACUCCUUUAAACGGCGUUACGCCUCCUGCAAGAGACAACAAAUCAGAUGAAGAAUGCGAAGGAAGCAUUUUAAGUGAGGUUCUACUUCCACCUCUGCUCUCUCCAUUUGGUUCACCACAAACAAACUUCCCGAGACAAAGUGUUACACUUGAGAAAGAUGAGAUGAGUACACUCCUGCCACAAGUCGUCAUAAAUGGUUUGGUAAACCGGGAAAAUUGCAAGCAUGAUCUUGCACAAUUGGAAGUGGCCUCCUGUGAUUUUGGAUCUCUUCUCGACCAAACGCCAAGAGAACCAUCUCUCUGCAAUGUCGUAGAUGUGCACAAUAGGAGUGAUCCAGAAGCCAGUGAGUCACAAGGUACUCCAUCAUACCGGCCACCAAACGGGCAACAUUCCACAACGGAACCCAGCUCUUCUUCAAGCACAGAGAGACUGCCAUCUUCUGGGGCUGCCUGGCCGUGCCUUUUGGAUGAGUUCACAGCGUAUCAACACGAUAUCCUGCUUGUUGACGUCAACCAGGAUGACACGGAGCUGUUUGAGAACAUACCCCAGGGCAGUCCGCUGAAACUGGGUCCCGCCAGGGUUCAAAUAAACUUGGCGGCAGCGUAUGGUGCGGCGCAAACCAUGAAACAAAGAUCGACCCCUGUUAAUAUAAAGCUUCAAUGUGGAAGUCCAGAAGUGAAUGUUUCCAACUUUACAGAGGAAACCAUCAGCAGGCCCUGGAGACCUCAGAAGGGCAGUACUUCACCCAAAACCCAGAACGACACAUCUCUUCUCACAGAUAAACAAACCAAAUCAAUGGGCAAGUAUGAUGCCAGCAAAAAUCGUAUAAUUGGAGACCAGGAAAGACAACAGCCCAUCCAAAACAAAUCACACAAUGUCAUGCCUCCAGUUGGGACUUGGAAAAAUGGUCCUUGGAUGCCAAACCCUGCAAACAGGAGUCAUCUUAGAUGUCAGAAAUUCGCUUCUUACUGCAGGCUGUUCUUCAGUGAAUCACAGUCCUGUGGCUUCAAGAUGUGCCGCUUCCUGCAUGUGCCUCUGGAGGGUGACGAGAAGUUCUGUGUCGACACUGUGACGAGGUUCACCAGCAAUCCAAUGUGCCUCCAUAAAGCAGGAGCAGUAUUCACAGCCUACUACCAGAAUAACCCUCCAGGCAUGUUUUUCUCCAUGCCGGUGUUUCUAUCGCUCCUCUGGGGCCUGCUCAAAUCAGGCAUGGUGUCUGAUGCCUUGUCAGUUCUCAGCGUCAGCUUGGCUCACAAGAUAGUGCCCACCUACGAGUUCCUGCUUGCCCUUUUCAAUUUGGUAAGAGAGAGCGGUCUCACAAGCUUUGUGCCUCAACUUGUGCAGCUCUCUUACAAGAUGGCCAGUGCAAACUCAAUGUUGAGCUUGGAUUGCUUCGAAUGUGUCAAAAACACUCCUGAAUUCCAGCAGAUGACGAAUCCGAGUACACCUGCAAACCAGUGGUCAUGCGCUGUAUCCAGCAAUGUGCCCAUUUCGGAAUAUCUGAACUUGGCCCAUGUCAUUGAGAUGGAGCUUUGCGCCAAGCAAGAGGACUGGCACCAGAUGGCAGAGGUUUUCCGCUCCUUUUGCACACCCUGCCGACAUCCCAACCAGCUGGAGCGCAUCAGUGGUCACAUCGCUGUCGCACUUCUGUCAGAGGGCAAAGACAAGAUGUCUCUGCCCUUUGCCACAUUCUCUGAGACAAUUUGUCAAAAAGAAGAGCCAGGGUCCCUUGUGAUGAGUUUCUUUGGCAGAAUUGGAGUCUCGCUCAUGCUAAGAUACUAUAAAACACACCAGUGGGCCAAGGGUCAAAGAGUUGUGGAGGUGCUGUCCCUUUCGAAAGUCAACUACUCCAUGCUGAAAGGUCUAUUUGGAAAUGAGGAUGGAGGAUCACGCUGCUCUGUGAUCACCAUGGCAGCAGAGCUCUUCCUCCUCAGUGGCAGCCUGGAAGGAGCUCUCAACACUCUCCGAGAAAACAAGUGGUUUGUGAGUUCAAGCGUGUGGCCGUGUCAGCCUGCUGAUUUGGAGAACAGAAGCCGUGUGCUCAUCCAUCUGUCUAAGAGCACCUCACACAGAGACACACUGGAGGUGCUGUGUAAUCUCCCUGGAAUCCAGGAGCCCAUUGACCAGGUUGACGUCUUGAGGUACUUGCCGCUCUUUAACUCUCACCUGCAAGUGUGCGUGGACAGACAGGUGCUUCCCGUAGCGUCCGACACUGUGGACUUCAUGCUGUCUAAAAAGAUCCUGGUAGACCAUGUGGUGUUGCAGAAGCUUUUGCACAAACUGGGGAAGCAAAACCACUGGCUGCGUGCACGUGAGAUCUUCAGAAACUCUCUCACUGCUGGGUAUUACCCUGCCGUAUCCGCCCCCCCUGGCUUCAUGUCACUGAUUGUCCCGAGUCGACUGGUUGAAGUGGAACUGGCACUCGCAUUUGAGAUGUUAAUCACUGUCAACGCUUCAGCAAUUCACCGCCUCUCUGUGACCGCACCCUCCACCCUCAGCAUCACCCUAAAGAGGACUCAGGAGAGCGAGAGUGAUUAUCUUUUGGCUGGUAGCCGCCUGUUCUCUGCAGCGUGCAUCCCUCAGCCCAAACUGAUAAUCCAUUAUGUGGCUGUGAACUCCUCACAGGAGCAACUCUUCACUCUGAGCAUUGCCUCGGCCCAACGCUGGCUGCACAGAAAUCAUUUGUGGGCAAACGAGGUGUGGAUGCAUUAAAUAGGUAAUAGUUAUGUACAGAAAGUUAAAACCAAAAAAAGACAAUGUAGUUGUUAUAUUUUUGAUAUCAGUGUCACUGACUGGAUUAUUGUAUGAGUAACAGGCAAAUAUUGUUGCUAGUUCAAUAACUGCAUGUAUAUUUUUGUUUAUAAUGUUUUUAGUCAAUGUUCUGCUUUAAAAGUUCUGGUACAUAAAAACAUAAUAUUUCUCUUUGGUCUUAUCUUUUUCAACACAGGGCAUUACAUUGUUUCUUAGAAGGUUUAGUCAAAGGAACUAAAUAACUUUUUACAUAGAUUUCCCAAUUUUUCUUUUUACUAUUUUGAAUGUUUUUGGGGAGAAAAAGAGCCAGUAAUGGAGGUCAUGGCUGCAUGCGUGACACCCAUUGUACCGUCAUGCAUGCAAUUACCCUGCUUAGACUUUUUUGGGUUAUCUAUUGUUGUUGGGAGACGUGUGUGUGUGUGUGUGUGUAUAUACAGUAUAUAUAUAUAUGCAACUGUAUGUGUCAAUCCUGUGCUAUUUGUGUGUGUAUUAUGUGUAGAAGGACACUCUGUUUCUCAUGCAUCAUUUGGACCCAUUCAGUUGUUUGAGUAUUUAUAGCCACAUCCAAAACAAAAUACACAAUUUUUUAUUUUUUUUUUCAAAUCUAUGAGAGUUGCUUGAGGGCAAGCCAACAAGGACCUUCACAUGGUCCGGAUCCUUGAGUGCGUGUCAAAUAUUUCAUGUUAACAUUGUCAAAUGGCUGCUCAGUCAGAUGAUGCUCUGUAAAUAAUGACUACCGGGCAAACAGGCGCCACAUGUGUAUGUCAUCCAAAGAUGAAGAUAAUGCUUACACAGAAGCGUUUGUGUGUGUGUGUGUACAUUUUGCCCCCCUUCACAGCAGUGUCUUAAAUCAUGGCGGUCCUUUUUAUGUCUCAAAGAAAAGGCAUAGCUAAUCAGAUUGCACAGUGUGUUCAGUAGUCUACAGAGGGUAUAUAAAAGGUUUGUAAGAGAACUCUCUGUGGCAUAUUACAUCAAGUGGAAUGUUUUCUUACUUUGACAUAUGAGCAUAACCUCUGGAGUGUACUGCAGUCACCCUUGCCUUUACAAA